Entrophospora candida is the source of this 504-nucleotide messenger RNA. The record is from the annotation of a GenBank genome assembly. NCBI's taxonomy places the organism in Eukaryota, Fungi, Glomeromycota, Glomeromycetes, Entrophosporales, Entrophosporaceae.
AUGAGUAGGCUAAAAGAGAAUGAAAUCAGAUUGCAGGCAAUUGAAUCUUGGAUUAUUGAUCUUACAAAUUGGACCAAAGUUGAGUGGACAAGGAUUUUAAAAACUAAUGAUAAGUCAAAAUUAAUAAGAUUGUGUCAGAAAAAGCUGCUAAGGGAAAAAAUCAAUAAGAAAGUCUUAGAUUUCUUUCAGAAACCGCCAAUUAAUUUGAGAACUCUUAAUGACCUCCGUAAAUGGGAACUUGAGCUUGAAAGUUUUGGUUUAGAGGAUGGAAAACUAGCCUCUCAAAUUGUCUCAUUCUUACAUAAAUGUAUUAGAUGCGAAGUAAAUCUCUUGUUAACUCCUCUUAGGGAGCAUGACUACAUUGUAAAGAUUUUGUCACCCCUUUUGAGUGAUUUGUUCGAGGAAUUUGACAGUGGUUGCUUUAAUAUAUUUUGGUAUGUCAUUGUUAGAGACCCUAGAUUUAUGCGGCAACAAACAUCAAAUUAUGCAUGCAACACUUGGUAG